GCGGCUGGCGGUUGGUACGGAAGCGGCGCGAGCAUCGUUCUCCCUUUCCCCCUGUGCGCGGGCGCGCCACGGCCUCUGGCUCCCCCUCGACGCUGAGCGCCUUCGGAUGCGCCCCGCCCCAACCGAACCGCCGUGUCAGGCCCCGGAGCUGGAGCGUCUUAGUCAGCGGUGCCCUUUUUCCCAGUAGGGCUGGGUGGGAGGGAUGCUGUCGCCGACGGGAGGCGAAGGAGAAGCAGACUGACGGCGGCGCUGCAGAUGCUGAGUUGUGCAAUUCCUUCCAUCCCACCUCUUCUUCAGUGAUUUAGGCAGGAUUUUUAGUGAUUGAAGCAGACUUAAAUCUGGAUUGGAAGCAAGUUAGACUGAAAAACAAGCACGGCAUUGAUGACUUAAGGAUACGUUGAAGGGCACGCUGUUCUGCUUAGCAACAUUAUUCCCGUCCAUUCAAGACACAAUGAAGCAACCACUUCUGUUUUUGGAACAUUAACAGUUUUGUCUUGUUCCGUCAGCCAUGUCUCUUCAGGAGUUUUUUGGUUGGCCUUCAUGAAUGAUUCCUCAUAGCUGCAACAGGAAAAUGCAGGACGAGAAUCUAGCAGAAACACUUUGGGGUGCGGAAGUUUCAAACCGGUCACUUUCGGACCCUCUGUUAGUAGAAACGUCUGCCAUCUCUUUCAGUGGAAAUAGUCAGGCAGUUGAUGUGCAUCACUUAAAUCAAAAUACAAAUCUGAAUAAAAGCUCAGAACUGGAAGUAGUCUGGAAAAGUCUUCCCAGCGAAGGCGAAGAUGGAACAAUUCAUGAAGCACCUCCAGACAGUUCUGAUUCCAGUAUGGUGGAAUCCUGCAGCACCUGGGGAGAGUUUGAAGGUUUCAGUGAGGUCAAGUUGGAGAACUUAAGCCACACCGCAGAGUCUUUGGAGAAGCUAAAUGAAAAACAGGCUUCAACACAUGACACGGAUCUCAAUGGCAGUCACUCCAUUACCUCAUGCAAGCAACUCUUUUCCAAAUCAACUGGGCACAAUAGAAGAGAAGCUUUUGCAAAUGCUCCAGUGAAGGCUAGCCUCAGCUCUGAAGAUAUUAUUAAGCUGUGCUUUCCUGAUGUUCCUGUACCACAGUUCUUGGAGAACAUAAGCAGCUUGGAUCGCAUGCUUGAUCCCCAAACCGAGGACACAGAUAUCCCUGAAUGUACAAGGAAGCAACUUUGCACUGAUUCUAGAAACUUCUGGGAAAUCCUUACUCACGCAAGUAACCCUUCUGGUUUGAGAUGUCCCUGGAACGGAUCUCAUUAUCAGGAAAACCUUUUAGCUGUGCUUGGAAUAGAUGCUCAUCAAAAGGCCCUCCCAGAAGGCAAGGAUGAUAUUUUGAAGAAACCUGAUGUUAAAGAAAACGAAGACUCCGAUGUUGGCAGGUUGAACAUUAGCACGUGUAAAGCUCUGAUUCAAACCAAGCUUUCCGUAUCUCCUGAUCCAAAGCAGAGCCAUCUCUUCACUUAUAACCUGUUCUUGAAGAAGACACCGUCUGGUGGAAAUAUGCAAUAUAUCACAGUUCCACAAAAGAAGCGGAUUUUUACCACCCAGAGCCUAAAGAUGAAAAUCUUUAGCAGCAAUGUUUGCUAACAUGGACACUUCUAUUCUUUUCACUUUAAAAAUUUGUACUCUAUUACUACGUUGGUAAUUUUUAAGAUUAGAAAUGUUUCUGGAGGAAGUGAACUGCUUCAUGUAUCUAUCUUCAUUCUACAGACAGGGGAUGUGGAUUAACAGGCUCAUGUUGCCCAUGACAAACUUUACCAGGAGCGGUGGAAAAAAUUGGAUGGUAAACUAGUGAAUGCUGUUACAAACAGAAGAUGUACUGUGUUCUCGCUCAUUCCUGCCAUUAUGAAGCAUCCUUGCAAGACUGAAUGGCAUUUUUCAAACCCUCCUAACCGUGCCCCAAAUUAAAACACAUUUGUGUUGUGGUGUGUUUGUAUUUUGUCACCAUUUUCCCCGGCUGCUUCUGUACAGUUUACUUGUACAGGUUGUUUCUGCCUGUUACUAUUGAUCUCCCCCCCCCCCCCCCCACUCACAGCAAACAGAUAAUCCUGCUUGGUUUCAUUAGCUUAUUCCUAUUGAGUUUACAGUGGCUUAUGUCUUUUUCACAACUGUAAGUACCUACCAGGGUCUUCAGAGAGUCUAUCAUUCAACUACUACAGAAGUUCCCUUCCUACUACAAGAGGUUCCAAGUUAACUCCCUGGCUUCUCCAAGAUAGGGAUGAGAGAGAUUCCUGCCUGCAACCUUGGAGAAGCCGCUGCCAGUCUGUGAAGACAAUACUGAGCUAGAUAGACCAAUGGUCUGACUCAGUAUAUGGCAGCUUCCUAUGUUCCUAUACUAUCCUUAUGUCUUGACCCUUCUCCAAAUAUCUGCUUUACUUUUCCAAAAGAAACUAGAAUGAACAGUGGCAAAGUACUACAUGUUUAGGCAACUCAAGAUUUUGUAAAUACAAAUCAGUACUAUGUAAUAAUGCACUAUUUCAGAGGUUGUGGAUGUAAAUUACAAUACUUUCUGCAAUAAUAAUGCAACCUUAGCACAGUAUGGGUUUGGCCAGCUCUUUUUUCAAAUUAGCAGGGUUUCUUUUUUAGCAUAAUAAGAAAAAAAUAGCACAACAGGGAAGGGAGAGGGAAACUCCCCACCCUAUGCAGUCUUUUCCUCUUGUGGCUAGCACAGAUUUUUUGUUUUUUUUUUUUGCAACAGGACUUGAAUGCACAGCCUUGUGGCACUGGCUAUUUCUCAUACAUGUGCCUCUGUGUAGGGAAAAGAGAUGUGCUGCUUGGUGGGGAGAAAUUCCAUUCAGAGAUCCGUGGAGGAGGCCGACAAUAUGAAGGAAGAAGAGGCAUGCUGAUUGUUGGUGUCUUGGGAGUCUGGUUUUGUAGUCUCUUGCGUGGUCUCCUCAGGUGCUGCCCAUGGAGAAGAGGAGGAGAAAUCAGCUGCUUUGCAAUGUCUCAGCAUUGCACAAGGGGAGGGGGGGGCAUGGAGACCACAUUUACAUGUCUGAAAGAGCAAUUGGCUACCCCUUCACCUAUUUUAAAACGGCUAUGGCUUUCCUCAAAGACUGAUGGUUGAUCUGCUGUGGAGCGGAAUGGAGCACUUGUGCAGUUGCAAGUGUGUGCUGCAGAGCCACUGCCAGUCAGUGCACAUGAUGAGUUCAAGCUUACCAUCUUCUAGCAACUCUUUGUUUGCUGGGGAGUCCUCUUGUGCAGCAAACUCAGGCAUGUUUGAGGGUGCAUGCUGAGUUGAGGUAGGACAUAUUAGUGGCCUUGAACCAGCCAACCUAAAAAUUCACCCAAUAUUCCUGGGCUGUUUUUCAGUGAAGUUUGCCUGACAUUAUUGGUCAUCUUGCUGAGCAAUCCCAAUCUGAGCACUGCUCUUCUAGAAAAACAGAAUCCCUCUAAAUUAGAAAGUAUUGCUUAAACAUAGUGGAAUGGUUGCCUUGCUUUCUUCUAACAGGUCUUUGUGAAUGUCCGCCAGGAUGCUGUUCUGAGACGGUUUCAUCUGCCUCUGCUUCUCUCCACUCAGCCUUCUCAUGCCACAUCUAUAGCCUGCCCCUAAAACUUCUGCAGUAGGUCAAGAGUAACUACUCCUUUAUUCAAGCACUGCCACUUUAGAAGCACUGAGCCUUGCUUUUAUUACCAAAUAAGAUGGAGCAUGGUAGGACUGCUUGCUACUCCCCACUCCAAAUACAAAGUGGAUUCAUUUGAUUGUGUUUUAUAACUUUACUAACCAUUUACAUUCUGAAGUUGCUUUGAGGCCACCUUCAAAUGCUUUGAUGAAGCCUUCUCAUCCUUAUCUCCUGUGGGUGCACACACAUUGUGGCUGGCACUGGUCUUUCUCAUGCCUGCCAGUCAAAGGGACAGAAGGGCCUAGCAAGUUGGCCCAAUCCUGCAACCAAUGCCAGUGUGAAAGCCCAAUUCCCAAGUGUGCUUAAGAGCUGUGUGGGUUGUAUUCUCUGUUUUGGAGUAAAACUAGUGUAGCACUAUAAUCAUUACUAGAAGCAGCAAUGUACUUGUUUUCCCCCAUUGCAAUAGUUCCAUUCAACUGCCAGCUUCCUCUGCAUAGUAACUCCUUAAGAAUGGGUGGACCAAAGUGCCUGCAGUGAGGUGGGGGAGCCCAUACUAUUGUGCAGGUAUGCUGCCAUCCUUGUGGGAGCAUUGGUCAAGCUGGAGCUGGAAAAACUCAGACCUUUGACAGGACGGUUGACAUAGAACUAACCAAUCUGCACUGAUAUUUUUUUGUAACACUGCCUUUAAUAAAAUGUUCACAGUAAUGGA
This is a messenger RNA of Hemicordylus capensis (graceful crag lizard), 4294 nucleotides long. It is a transcript of the gene CLBA1, whose product is annotated as clathrin binding box of aftiphilin containing 1. Gene Ontology annotation, biological process: intracellular transport. Gene Ontology annotation, cellular component: trans-Golgi network membrane; AP-1 adaptor complex. The record is from RefSeq and is a predicted model, not a curated record. Gene Ontology annotation, molecular function: clathrin binding. The transcript is spliced from 7 exons. The coding region runs from base 545 to 1609 and encodes 354 amino acids. NCBI's taxonomy places the organism in Eukaryota, Metazoa, Chordata, Lepidosauria, Squamata, Cordylidae.